UUUUGACGAUUUUUUUUUCGGAGAAACGCGACUACGGGCGGCAAUAAUUUUAAGCUAGGCGAUCUCCGGGCGAGGGGAAGCUCGGCCACUAGGCCUUUAGCCAUUGCUGUCUCCUUGUUAGGGUUUCAUCUACUGCAACAUGUUCAAAAAAUUUACCUUGGAGGAAAUAUCAGCACAAAAUCAAGUGAAAGCAUCUGUGCAACGGAAGAUUCGACAAAGCAUUGUUGAUGAGUACCCUAGUUUGGAACCUCUCAUGGAUGACCUACUUCCAAAGAAAUCGCCUCUUAUUGUUGCAAAAUGUCAAAACCAUCUGAAUCUUGUCUCGGUGAACAACGUGCCUUUAUUUUUCAACAUUAGGGAUGGCCCUUACAUGCCAACUUUGAGGCUGCUUCAUCAAUAUCCCAAUAUAAUGAAGAAGUUACAGGUGGACAGAGGUGCUGUCAAGUUUGUCCUUUCUGGUGCUAAUAUAAUGUGCCCUGGUCUUACAUCCCCUGGUGGUGCAUUGGAUGAUGAAGUAGAAGAAGAAACCCCAGUGGCCAUAAUGGCUGAGGGAAAGCAGCAUGCUCUUGCUAUUGGGUUCACCAAAAUGUCUGCAAAAAACAUAAGGGCCAUCAACAAAGGAAUUGGUGUUGACAACAUGCACUAUCUAAAUGAUGGCCUCUGGAAGAUGGAGCACUUGGACUGAGUUCUUUUGCUCCGGAAAACUGGAGAGGAUUUGCUACAGGUUUCUUAUUUUGAUCGUAAUCCUGCUGAUGUUACUACGAGUUUCAGUACAAAAUCAAGUAGGAAUUUCUUUGUCAUGCAAAAUUAUGUUGCUGAACAAAAAGUUCCUAAGAUUACAAAUUUUUGCUGUCUUCAUAAUGAUUUUGUUCUCCUGAUAUGUAGCAUUUGUGCCUAUCUACGUUUCUCUUUGUUUUAAAAGAGCCUUCAAUGCUUUUUGUAUAAACUGUAUUUCAUGUUGUAGCAAUUGGCUGUUUUGAUCCUCCCUCUACCAACAACUAUCUUCUUCAACUAUUCCACAUCUCUGUUCUAAUAUGAAUUAUUUGUUUUAAUGGUUAUAUCGAAUUUUUCA
Molecule: messenger RNA, 1072 nt
Organism: Dendrobium catenatum
Lineage: Eukaryota; Viridiplantae; Streptophyta; Magnoliopsida; Asparagales; Orchidaceae
Product: malignant T-cell-amplified sequence 1 homolog
Exons: 8
Coding region: 140-685 (181 amino acids)
Biological process (GO): formation of translation preinitiation complex
Molecular function (GO): RNA binding
Source: RefSeq, a predicted model, not a curated record